CGAGAAUGGAUGCUCAUCCGCGGGGUUGAACUUUGCAAUGUAUCCCCGUACUGUUCCUCGGCCACUCCGCCCGCAUCCGAAUCAAAGUCAUUCCACGGCCGCUUAACGCCGUACUUUGAUGGGGCCGAGCGGGGAAGCCAUCCAGGUUGAUUUCAAAGCCCCGCGGUCUCGUCUUCCGUACCAAACAUACAAUCCUAUAUAGAUCGGUUGUCUCUCUCUCUCUCUCACGAGACGUUUUGCCAUAUCUAACCACACUCGAGUACAUCACGACGUACCUUGCUCAAGCAAAUAAGCUCCACGCAUUCUUUUUUAGAUAGUCAACGUCCACAGCAAACACAGCCCAUCAUGAGCAAGCACGUCCUCAUCCUCGGCGGCCACGGCAAGGUCUCUCAACACCUAACCCCCAUCCUCCUCCAAAAGUCCUGGACCGUAACCUCCAUAAUCCGCGCCCAAGACCAAGUCCCCGCCAUCGAGAAGCUCGGCGCCGGCCAGUCAUCAGGCAAACUCAACGUCCUCGUCCGCAGCAUCGAAGACGUAACCACCCAACAAAAAGCCCAAGACAUCCUAAACGAAGUCAAGCCCGACACAAUCUUCUGGUCCGCCGGCGCAGGCGGCAAAGGCGACCCCUCCCGCACCUUCACCAUUGACCGCGACGCCGCAAUCCACUUCAUCAAUGCCGCCGUCGCCACACCCUCCAUUAAGAAAUUCAUCCUCGUGUCCUACCUCAGCUCCCGCAAGACGAAACCAACCUGGUGGUCUGAUAAAGCCUGGCAGGACGCCCUCGACGGCAACAAGAAGCUGUACAACUACUCCCUCGCCAAGAUCGCCGCCGACGAGGCCCUCUGGCAGGAAUCCCAAAAGAGAACCGAUGGAUUUGCGGGAAUCAGUCUGAGACCUGGUUUGCUGACCGAGGAGCCUGCGGGCAAGAUUGAGUUUGGAAAGACAAAGGAGGCAAAGGGCACUUCGAGUCGACAGACCGUCGCCGAGGUCGCCGCGCUCAUUGCCGAGAAUGACAGCUUCACGACAUCGUGGGUAGACUUGCUGGACGGCGACGAAGACCCCAAGACUGCCGUUGACAGAGUUGCAAAGGAAAAGGUGGACGUCGCCGUGGGCGAGGAAUUCUACAAGGCUUAAAAAAGCAUAUCCACGCUUUGGAAAUUUGUCAUUAAUAGCUCUUUCAUAAUACAGCGAAUCUUGUUUCUCAUCAUGUCAUCAGAGCAAUGUGCUUGAGCUCCCUAUCAUCGUUUGUUAGCGUCAAGAC
Molecule: messenger RNA, 1261 nt
Organism: Colletotrichum godetiae
Lineage: Eukaryota; Fungi; Ascomycota; Sordariomycetes; Glomerellales; Glomerellaceae
Product: NAD dependent epimerase/dehydratase
Exons: 1
Coding region: 346-1134 (262 amino acids)
Source: RefSeq, a predicted model, not a curated record